Molecule: messenger RNA, 2733 nt
Organism: Abrus precatorius (Indian licorice)
Lineage: Eukaryota; Viridiplantae; Streptophyta; Magnoliopsida; Fabales; Fabaceae
Product: probable DNA helicase MCM8
Exons: 18
Coding region: 1-2733 (910 amino acids)
Cellular component (GO): MCM complex; nucleus
Molecular function (GO): ATP hydrolysis activity; single-stranded DNA helicase activity; single-stranded DNA binding
Source: RefSeq, a predicted model, not a curated record
AUGGAGAAUCCUCAUUUUGCACACGCCCAAUACGCUCGACAAUCUUCGAUAGUAUUUGAUGGGCAUAUAGUUGUAGAAUAUGCUCAAAUAGUGAUCAAUCUAGGCAAUAACAUGGAGAAUGGGUUUUGCCAUACUUUGGCUACAAUUGACACCUUUGUGGCUGUUUGUGUAGCCUACCGCAGUGAAUGUGAGGGGUUGGAAAGGAUAUUCAUGGCUACAUUUUGUUUUCCCGCCAUAAGAAAAAAAGUUUGCUCUCCAAACAUCAACGGAAGGAAGCACCGCGAACGCGAAGGACGUCGAUCGAUCGGAAACGGGAUGCACGGAACACCGGAAGUGACGGAGCAGAGGAUCGGACCCGGAUUCGGAUCCAUAUCCAUGGACCUACUCGGGUUACUGGAUAUACUCGGCAUUUACUUUCCUCAGCAACUCUUCACCGUCGAAGAAACCUGGCUUAAUCUCACUUCCGCUCUUCUUUCCUUCCUUUCUUCUUCGCCGGGCCAAAACCUCGCUUCUCAGGUGAAAAAUGAUCAUGGAAACCAUGUCUUGUCGCUUGACCUCCAGCAGUUCAAGCAAAUAUGUCAUGUCGAGGAAUUUUAUGAAAUGUUAAUGGAGAAACCUAAAAUUGCUCUCUCAUGCAUGAGUGCUGCGGUUCAUAAGGUUUUGCUCUCCAAAUGGGGGAGUGACAGCUCCGAGCUCGGUGCAAAAGUAGAUAUUCGACUUUAUAACUGUCCCGAAACUAUGAUUGCGCUGAAGAACUUAAAAGCAGCAUAUAUUGACAAGCUUGUCUCAGUGCGUGGUACUGCUGUGAAAGUCAGCACUGUCAGGCCCCUUGUAGUGGAAAUGAGUUUUGAUUGCAGCAAGUGUAAACAAACAAUUAUGCGUAUCUUUCCUGAUGGAAAAUAUUCUCCGCCAUCAACUUGCAAUUUGAAUGGCUGCAAGAGCAAAAUCUUCAACCCGUUGCGAUCUACUGCUCAAACUAUUGAUUUUCAAAAAAUAAGAGUUCAAGAAUUAUUAAAACCUGAAGACCAUGAAGAAGGUCGAGUUCCCCGAACAGUAGAAUGUGAGCUUACGCAAGAUCUUGUUGAUGCAUGCAUACCUGGAGAUGUGGUGACAGUUACAGGAAUUAUCAGAGGAAUUAACACUUACAUGGAUAUUGGAGGAGGGAAGUCCAAAAACAGAAACCAAGGAUUUUACUAUUUGUAUAUUGAAACUGUAUCCAUAAAAAAUUCGAAGUCACAGUCCAUACCCGACGAAUUGCAAGACUCUAACCCCAAAGCUAGACCGACUGAGCUGUUUGACUUGUUUUCAUUUUCUUCAAAAGAUUUAGAAUUUGUCGUCAAGUUUGCGCAGGAGCACGGUUCAGAUUUGUUUCGGCAAAUCCUUCAAUCUAUAUGCCCGUCCAUCUACGGGCAUGAGCUUGUUAAAGCUGGGAUAACCCUGGCAUUAUUUGGUGGUGUACGAAAGCAUUCUACGGAUCAGAAUAAGGUUCCUGUGAGGGGAGAUAUUCAUGUCGUAAUUGUUGGUGAUCCUGGUCUCGGUAAGAGCCAAUUGCUACAAGCAGCAGCAGCUGUUUCUCCACGCGGUAUCUAUGUCUGUGGUAAUGCCACAACCAAAGCUGGCCUCACAGUAGCUGUAGUGAAGGAUCCUAUGACAAGUGACUAUGCUUUUGAGGCUGGUGCUAUGGUGCUGGCUGACAGUGGAUUGUGCUGCAUUGAUGAGUUUGAUAAAAUGUCUUCAGAGCAUCAGGCUUUACUGGAGGCAAUGGAGCAACAGUGUGUCUCUAUUGCAAAGGCGGGCUUAGUAGCAAGCUUAUCAUCCCGAACUUCUGUCUUAGCAGCUGCAAACCCCGUUGGUGGUCAUUAUAACCGGGCAAAAACUGUAAAUGAAAAUCUGAAAAUGAGUGCUGCUCUCCUGUCCCGUUUUGAUUUAAUUUUCAUACUGUUGGACAAACCUGAUGAACAACUGGACAAGCGAGUCUCAGAGCACAUUAUGUCACUUCAUGCUGGGAAUGGACAACAUUCACUGGCAUUGAAAAAGCAUCCACCUUCUGAUUCAAGAGCUGCUGUAUCACAGAAUGCUGAAGGUGUAGACCUGGGGGUUAGAUCGGGGUCUUUAAGUUCAAGGUUGAGACUUGACCCACAAAGAGACAACGAUUUUGUUCCAUUACCCGGUCAACUUCUUCGCAAAUACAUCGCUUAUGCAAGGAGUUUUGUCUUUCCUAGGAUGACCACGCCAGCAGCAGAAAUCUUGCAAAAAUUUUACCUAAAACUAAGAGAUCAUAAUACUUCAGCUGAUGGUACUCCUAUUACAGCUAGGCAGCUGGAAAGUCUAGUAAGGCUAGCUGAAGCUCGGGCUCGGUUGGACUUGAGAGUAGAAAUAACGGCCCAGGAUGCAAUGGAUGUGGUUGAAAUCAUGAAGGAAUCCCUCUAUGAUAAGUAUGUUGAUGAGCAUGGUAUCGUGGAUUUUGGUCGAAGUGGGGGGAUGAGUCAACAGAAAGAGGCAAAACGCUUUCUAAAUGCCCUCAACAAGCAAUCAGAACUGGAACAAAAAGAUUGCUUUUCAGUAUCUGAAAUAUACAGUCUGGCAGAUAGGAUUUCUUUGAAAGUUCCUGAUAUUGACUCUUUCAUCGAUAAUUUAAACAGCAUUGGUUAUCUACUCAAAAAAGGACCAAAGACAUACCAGGUUUUAUCCUCUUCAUAUUCACGAAGCCAAUCGUUUAGGACAAGGGGCUAA